This is a messenger RNA of Capsaspora owczarzaki ATCC 30864, 1211 nucleotides long. RefSeq lists its product as hypothetical. Bases 49 to 921 code for a protein of 290 amino acids. The record is from RefSeq and is a predicted model, not a curated record. Gene Ontology annotation, cellular component: plasma membrane. NCBI's taxonomy places the organism in Eukaryota, Filasterea, Ministeriida, Capsasporidae. The transcript is spliced from 3 exons.
CCUUUUCUUACCCUUUUUUUCUUCGUCUUUUUUUUUUUUUUUUUCCAUAUGGUUGCUCCAAACGCUCCCGCUCCUAGCGCUGAGCCUUCGCCCUCGGCGAGCCCGGCCCCCGUCCCCGUCUAUGAGACUGUCCGCAGCGCCGUUCUCUCGCAGGCCGGCGGUCUCCUCGGCCUCCUCUUCUGCUUCUUUGGCUACCGUCUCGCCAAGAUUGUCGUCUUCACUGGCGGCUUCUUUGUCCUCGGCGCCAUCUUCUACCUGUUCAGCCCUGGCUUUAUCAAGUCGGACCUGUGCUGCGGACCCCAAGGCGAAACCUGGGCCCACCUGCUCUUCUCUGCGCUUGUCGGACUCGUUGGCGGCUUGAUCGCCCUCAAGCUGAUGCGCUUUGGUCUGUUCUGCGUUGGUCUGCUGUUUGGCCUGAUUGCCGCCGUCCUGGUUCUGCAAACCCCGCUGGCCACCAGCAGCUUCAUGGAGAACGACUUUGCCUUUGGCUUCUUCUAUGGCGGCUGUGCCCUGCUGUUCGGUCUGCUUGCCGUGGUGUUUGAGAAGGCCGCCCUCGUGUUCAGCACUGCUGUUGGCGGCGCGUUCGCCUUCUACUUUGCCAUUGACUACUGGGUUGGCAGCUCGUUCUCGGACGUCAUUGUCUACUUUAUCACCCGCGUCCAGACAAGCAUCCAGGACUCUGUGCAAAACAACGAGGCGCCCACCAUGAUCGAGUUUGACCGCUCCUUCUCCGACGACGCGUACAUUCUCAUCUCCUGCUGGCUCGUCACUGCCCUCUUUGGCGUCAUCGUCCAGUACAAGAAGACCAGCAAGGGCUACAACCACCGCGCUCAGCCCCGCCAGCCCAAGUCCGUCGAUCAGACGCCUCCGUCCGUCCUUGUCAUGCGCAGCCCCGUCGCCAACACGACGAGCGAAAUCUAAUGACGCCUGUCAAGUACAUUGGCAGCGAGACCUGUUCAAUGAGGUCCUUCCACCUUGUCGUGUCUUCCUCGUUUUUUGUUUUUUUCCCGUUUUUCCCUCUUCCAACGUGUGCUGUCGACAGCUUUCGUCCGCAGCUCGGCGUGCGCGCACCAGCUUGUGCGCAUGGAAAUAAGUUUGCCGUUGCUUGCUUAUUCUUGUUAUGAAGUUCUCCCCAUUGCUAUGUUGUUGUUAUUGUUGGUGUUGUUGUUGAUGUUUUCGUUUCAGAAUGAAAAAGUGCAUUUUUAGACAAA